AUGUGGUACUUUGCAGCGGUGGCGGUCACCGCGUUUCUCGGAGGCACCAUCUACGCGUGUGUAUUUCUCUCUAUCGUCUACGAGAACGUCGGCCGUUUCCAUAUACAGAAAAAUCCGGCCCGUCCUGCGGAAAGCCGACGCACCCGGCUGCUUCGCCUACAAUUUGCGACCGUCUUUUUCUUGCAGACACUUGGCCUAUUCCUCUUCAUCAUCGGCCCGUUCGGGUUCAUCUUCCUCGUAACGAUGAUGUUCCAGUUUCGGGCGCGCAGUUACAGUCGUGGUUUGGAGCUGUUCUGGGCGUUAGGUGGCCUGGCUCCGCUCUACGUCAGCGCGCAUUCGAUAAUGAACAACCUGAUCAUCAUCCUCGUCACCAAGAGCUAUCGAGAGCACAUUUUUCGCGUAUUUCGACGAUACAAGCCGAGGAUUAUCUCGGUGGAGGUGUCAAACACUGGA
Messenger RNA from Mesorhabditis spiculigera, 453 nucleotides. NCBI's taxonomy places the organism in Eukaryota, Metazoa, Nematoda, Chromadorea, Rhabditida, Rhabditidae. The record is from the annotation of a GenBank genome assembly.